Messenger RNA from Erigeron canadensis, 735 nucleotides. RefSeq lists its product as uncharacterized. The record is from RefSeq and is a predicted model, not a curated record. Lineage: Eukaryota; Viridiplantae; Streptophyta; Magnoliopsida; Asterales; Asteraceae. The coding region runs from base 1 to 735 and encodes 244 amino acids. The transcript is spliced from 2 exons.
AUGAUUAAUUUAAGAACUUGGUCUGAGCUACGGUUAAGGUUAAGUACAAAUCAAACAAUUGAUAAAGAGUUACAAGAAGUUAUUAAAAGGGAUACCGAAAUUUGGAAAGAAGUAUUAGUAAGAAUAGUUGCUCUUGCUGAAUGUCUAGCAACAUAUAAUUUGCCAUUUCGUGGUACAAAUGAAAAGCUUAAUGAAAAAUCUAAUGGAAACUUUUUAGGAAUACUUCAAAUGAUUGCUAAGUUUGAUCCAGUAAUGAAAGAACAUUUUCGUAUAAUAGAAAACAAAGAAAUCCAGUAUCAUUAUCUUAGCCAUAAAAUUCAAAAUGAAUUGAUUGAAAUGAACACUGGACUUGAUAGAGCUAUUAUUGAAGCUAAAAAAAUUGCUGAAGUCAUUGAUAUUGAACCUGAAUUUAUUGUUAAACGUGUUUCGUAUAGGAAAAAACAAUUUGAUGAGAUUCCAAAUACCGAAAGAGAACAACAAUCUGCUAAAGAAAAUUUUAGAACCAAUUACUUUCUUGUUUUAGUUGAUAUGGCUCUUUCACAAAUAACUACUAGAUUUGAACAAAUGAAACAUUUUGAAUCUAUUUUUGGUUUCAUGUUUAAUGCAUCAAAGUUAUAUUAUUUAGAUGAUGAGCUAUUAAAAACAAGUUGUUUGAAUCUUGAAUUUGCUUUGACACACGAUAAAGAUUCUGAUAUUGAUGGAAAUGACUUGUUUACGGAGUUACAAAUAUUGUAG